AUGGGGAUCGGAGGACGAGUGAAAGCAGAGCGUGAGCGAGUGGUGAAUUUCUUUCCUAAAAGGAAGGACUUGAAAACUGCAUUCAAAUUCGUCCGCCUGCUUUUCUCGCUGAAUUACACCCGCAUCGACGUCCUUCUCACCACAGUCGGAACCUUCUUCGCCAUCGCUGCAGGUGUCCCGGAACCACUCCUCGGCGUGGUUUUAGGCCAACUUAUCAACGAGCUCAACGAGGUCGCAUGCUCGACAACGGUCUACGAUCCAUCCUCUGUUCGAAAAAAGGUCCUCUACCUGAUCUACAUCACCAUUUUCAAUUUCGCCGCCAUCUACAUUUACACAUCAUCCCGUCGUUACCGCAAGUCAUACUUCCGCAGUUUGAUUCGCCAGGAAGCAGCCUUUCACGACAAUCUACCCUCCGGCCAAGUCAUCUCGCGACUUGUCAGUGACAUCGAGACAUUGCAAUCCGGUACCUCUGAAAAAGUUGGCAUUUACAUUGCUACGAUCUCAUACUUUGUCACCGCGUACGUUGUGGCUUUUAUCAAGGUGCCCGUCAUUGCGGGUAUUUUGAUCGCGGCGAUUCCGUGCUUUUUCGCAAUGGCGAUGAUCGGAGGGAGUCUUGCCUCACAGUAUGGGACGCGCGUGGGUAAGAAUGUUGAUAUGGCAACUUCGAUCGCGUCGUCUAGUUUGUCACAUAUGAAGAUCGUGCAUGCGUUUAACGCUCAGAGACGAUUGGAAGACCUCUUUUCUUCGCAUCUGUCGAAGUCAAGGAAGGAUGCCUUGAAGAAAGCGGCUGUGCAUGCGGCGCAGAUGGGUACGCUGUUCUUUAUAGUCUACUCGUCGAAUGCAUUGGCAUAUUGGAAGGGUGCGCAUUUGAUUGCGGACUCGAUUGAUGGUCUGAAUGAUGGUGUCUCGGUCGGUGCUGUGUAUACUGUCAUAUUCAUCUUGAUCGAUGCAACCUUUAUCUUCAGCCAGGUAUCUCCUUAUAUGCAUGUCUUCAGUGCGGCCACGGCUGCAUCCGGUCGUCUGUUAGAUGUGAUCAACCGGGAUUCGAAUAUCGACGGGACAUCAACUGCCGGCGAGCGCAGUGCAAAACUAGAAGACCACGAUAUCAUUUUCAAAGAUGUUCAUUUUACCUACCCUGCCCGACCGGAAAUACCAAUCUUACAAGGGUUGAGCCUCUCAAUUCCUGCAAAACAGCACACGGCUAUCGUCGGGCCCUCCGGUGGUGGAAAGUCUACAAUUGUCGCUCUUCUAGAACGGUUCUACGACCCACUCGAAGGCAGUGUGUGUAUCGGCGAGCAAAACAUUCGACAAGUCAACGUGGCGAAUCUGAGAGGCCAGAUGGGAUUCGUGCAACAGGAGUCACAACUUUUGGAUCGCUCGAUUUUGGAGAAUAUUGCAUAUGGUCUAGUUGGAUCUGUUGGACAUGAACACCUCGCUGAAGUCAUUUUAGACAUGAGCCUGACUGAUUUCGUCGGCAAAGUUCAAUCCGGAUGUUCUGAAGAGCAGGCCCUUAUUGAAUGUGAGCCUAGAGUUACCGAAGUCGUUCGUUUGGCGAAAGGUGCAGCGGAAAGAGCCAAUGCACUCGAUUUCAUCCAGGCCUUGGAAUUUGGAAUCUCGAGUCAGGUUGGUACAUCGGGUGAUAAACUCAGCGGUGGCCAGAGACAGCGUGUUGCUCUGGCAGGUGCUCUUGUUCGCGAGCCUAAAGUGUUGAUUUUGGACGAGGCAACUGCUGCAUUGGAUUCAAUGAGUGAGAAGUUAAUCCAAGCUGCCUUGGCAAAACUAUCUGGAGCUGUUACAAUCGUGUCUAUUGCGCACCGCCUCGCUACUGUCAAGGAUGCAGAUCAAAUUGUUGUUAUACAGCAAGGCCGCUUGGUGGAAAUUGGUCCUCCUCGGGUGCUGUUGGAGAGUGAUAGCGCUUACGCAGCCAUGGUCAGUCAGCAAAGGGUGGAUAAUGAGGAUAUCGGUGUUUCAAGGUCUACCUCUGUUAGCAGGGAUUAUGAUCCAACUUCCGAAGACCCAAUACGGAUGUUAUCGAAAGAGACGACACUGGAAAAGAAUCAGCCAGCUUUCCUGGAAGACGAGAAGGAACCAGCCGCGGUUGAAUCGGAGAAAAACAUCACCGGCUCAAAGAUAGCAAAAUUCCCUCGCAUUUCAAAACGUUUGUCUGCAAAGACCUGCUUCGCAUUCGUUCGACCCAACCUGCUUUUGAUCGUGCUUGGCCUAUUCAUGUCGGUGAUAAUCGGGGCUAGUUAUAGCUCAAACGCGAUUUUGUUCGGAAAUACCGUUGGAGGACUUAGUCCAUGCAAGGGUACAGCAAACAUUCGACACAGUGGAAAUCUUUUCGGCCUUAUGUUCUUUAUUGUCGGAAUCGUUGAACUCUUUGCAAAUGUCAUCGGCGGUUGUGCAUACGGCUGGGCUGCAGACCAAAUACUAUAUCGAACUCGAGUAGCUUCACUCCGAUCACUCCUCAGUCAAACGAUAACAUGGCAUACUUCAGAGGGAAGAAGCCCUGGAGCUUUGGUUGCGUUUAUUACUGGCGAUGCAUCGGCAUUGAGUGGAAUCACCGGGACCACAAUCGGCCUUCUCCUUGCAACUGCCGUUAAUCUUUUUGCCGGCAUCAUCAUCUCGUUCGUGGUCGCAUGGAAAAUAUCAAUUGUCCUUGUACCGACUAUACCUAUUCUCCUCGUGGCGGGAGUGAUGAAACUGCGAACACAAAGUCAAUUUGCGGAACGACACAAGAAAGCCUUCUCCAAGGCCACUGAGAUCACCGUGGAAGCACUGGGGAAUUUACGCUUCGUUGCAGGAUUUUCGCUAGAACAACAACUUUACAAAGAAUUCCUCUUAUCAAUGCAGAAGCCACACCAGGACACAAACAAAGCAAUUGUUUGGGGUAAUUUCUGGCUCGCGUCCGCUUUCAGUGUGAGCAACCUCAUCAGUGCGCUUGCAUACUGGUGGGGCUCCAAGCAAAUUGCCUCGGGAUUAUACUCUCAAACUCAAUUCUUUAUCGUUUUGCCAGCUCUGUUGUUCAGCACGCAGUCUUGCGGGCAGAUGCUUGCUCUUGCGCCAGACCUUUCAAAGGCUGGCAAGGCUACAUCCCGGAUCGUUGAACUUGUCAAUACAAAUUCUGCUGAAGAAAGCCUUGGUGACAGCCAUGCUCUCACAUCAUCAAAGACAGGGAUGGCAUUGAUUUCAGACAUCGAAGCAAACAAAUUUCCCGAAACAUCAUCAACUGGGAUCAAGAAUGAUUAUACAGCAGUUAGCGCCGCGCUGUUACAGGUAGACUUUUCCUACCCCAGCUCACCAAAUAUCCCAGCCCUCAAGAAGAUGAGCAUCACCUUCAAACCAGGUGGAUUUUAUGCCCUAGUAGGCCCAAGUGGAUCUGGAAAGUCAACCAUCUUCAGCAUGAUCGAAAGAUUCUAUUACCCCUCUUCUGGAUCUAUCUUCAUCAACGACCAAGAUAUAACACAAAUCGCAUCGUCCGAUUUCAGAGACGACAUUGCCAUAGUUCCACAGGAGAACGUUCUGUUCGAAGGAACUGUAGCUUUCAACAUCGGUCUAGGUGCAAGACCAGGCUACACACUGACGCAAACCGAGAUUGAAGACGCCUGCAAACUCGCCCAGAUCCACGAUGUGAUAACAGCAUUACCUGAACAAUACCAAACCCUUUGCACACACGACGGGAAGCAAUUUUCCGGAGGCCAACGUCAGCGUCUAUCAAUUGCCAGGGCGCUUGUCCGACGACCGGGACUUUUGCUACUUGAUGAGUCGACGAGUGCUCUUGAUGGCGAAUCCGAGCAGAAAAUUCAAGACGCGUUGGCUGGGCUUGCUGGGAAAACUACCGUUAUUGCUAUUGCGCAUCGGCUGAGGACUAUUUAUCGGGCGAAUCAGAUUUUUCUCAUUCAGGAUGGUUCCUGCGUUGAUAAGGGGAGUCAUGCCCAGCUUGUUGAGCGGAGCGAGAUGUAUCGCGAGGCUGUGGUUCAUCAGUCGCUUGACAGCUAG
Molecule: messenger RNA, 3999 nt
Organism: Penicillium cosmopolitanum
Lineage: Eukaryota; Fungi; Ascomycota; Eurotiomycetes; Eurotiales; Aspergillaceae
Product: ABC transporter ATP-binding protein
Exons: 4
Coding region: 1-3999 (1332 amino acids)
Biological process (GO): transmembrane transport
Cellular component (GO): membrane
Molecular function (GO): ATP binding; ATP hydrolysis activity; ABC-type transporter activity
Source: RefSeq, a predicted model, not a curated record